Molecule: messenger RNA, 363 nt
Organism: Lactuca saligna
Lineage: Eukaryota; Viridiplantae; Streptophyta; Magnoliopsida; Asterales; Asteraceae
Source: the annotation of a GenBank genome assembly
AUGCCACUAACAUUUACACCGGUAAACCUUAAGAAAGGUGUCAUUCGGGAAUCAAUAGAUCUAAACAUUAUUUUCUCGGGUGCAUCAACCUACAUUCAGUCGAAUGUUUGGAUACUCGAGGAGUACGAGGGACAACUUAUCACAACUGGUCAUGGAGUAGCAAGAAACCCUAGUCAGGAAACCAUCAAUAACUGGUUUAAGAUAGAGAAGUAUGAGGAUGGUUACAAGCUUGGGUUCUACCCGGAAGUAUGUGACCCUUGUAGGCUUAUUUGUGGAAAUAUUGGUGUUGUGAUUGCUAAAAAUGGAAGUAGACGUCUGACUAUUAAUGAAGCGCCUUUUAAGAUUAUGUUUAAGAGGGCAUAA